GGGGUGGGGCCUUCCCGAUGACCUUUCACCCCAGCAUGGCUGCGCCCUUGGGACCCGUGAAGUUCUGGCGACCGGGUACAGAGGGCCCAGGAGUCAGCAUCUCCGAAGAGAGACAAAGUGUUGCCGAAAACUCCUCAACAACCGUUGUUUACAACCCUUAUGCUGCUCUUUCCAUAGAGCAGCAGAGGCAGAAGCUGCCUGUGUUCAAGCUUAGGAAUCAUAUCUUGUACUUGAUAGAAAAUUAUCAGACGGUGGUGAUUGUUGGAGAAACAGGAUGCGGGAAGAGCACACAGAUUCCUCAGUAUCUGGCAGAAGCUGGCUGGACGGCGGAAGGAAGAGUGGUUGGAGUAACGCAGCCUCGGAGGGUAGCUGCCGUGACAGUUGCAGGGAGAGUAGCCGAGGAAAGGGGUGCAGUGUUGGGCCACGAGGUGGGCUACUGCAUCCGCUUUGAUGACUGCAGCAACCCGCUGGCGACAAGGAUUAAGUUUCUUACUGAUGGGAUGCUGGUGAGGGAAAUGAUGGUUGAUCCGUUGCUAACAAAAUACAGUGUCAUCAUGCUGGAUGAAGCCCAUGAGAGGACUCUGUACACGGACAUUGCCAUUGGCUUGCUAAAGAAGAUUCAGAAAAAGCGAGGGGACCUUCGGUUGAUUGUGGCUUCAGCUACUCUGGAUGCAGAGAAAUUUCGAGAUUUCUUUAAUCAAAAUGAAACCAAUGACUCAACCAGGGAUACGUGUGUGAUCCUUACAGUGGAAGGGCGAACGUUUCCGGUGGAUAUCUUUUAUCUGCAAAGUCCUGUUCCAGAUUAUAUCAAAUCAACUGUGGAAACUGUGGUGAAAAUUCACCAGACAGAGGGAGAUGGAGACAUACUAGCCUUUCUUACUGGUCAGGAGGAAGUAGAAACUGUUGUGUCUAUGCUGAUUGAGCAGGCCCGAGCACUGGCUCGCACUGGGAUGAAGAAACACCUCCGGGUUCUCCCCAUGUACGCAGGGCUGCCUUCCUUUGAACAAAUGAAAGUGUUUGAAAGAGUGUCACGAAGUGUCAGAAAGGUGAUUGUGGCUACCAAUGUGGCAGAGACCUCCAUUACUAUCAGUGGCAUUGUGUAUGUGAUUGACUGCGGCUUUGUGAAGCUCAGGGCCUACAACCCCAGGACAGCCAUCGAGUGCUUGGUGGUGGUGCCUGUGUCCCAGGCAUCAGCUAACCAGCGGGCAGGACGUGGCGGACGCAGCCGCUCUGGAAAGUGUUACCGCCUUUAUACAGAGGAAGCCUUUGACAAGUUGCCUCAGUCUACUGUGCCUGAGAUGCAGCGCAGCAACUUGGCUCCCGUCAUCCUUCAGCUGAAAGCACUGGGGAUCGACAAUGUCCUCAGGUUCCACUUCAUGUCGCCCCCUCCAGCACAGUCGAUGGUCCAAGCUUUGGAGUUACUCUAUGCAUUGGGAGGUCUGGACAAAGACUGUCGCCUAACUGAACCACUUGGCAUGAGAAUAGCAGAGUUUCCUUUGAAUCCCAUGUUUGCCAAAAUGCUGCUUGAAUCAGGAAAUUUUGGCUGUUCUCAGGAAAUUCUAAGCAUUGCGGCCAUGAUGCAGAUCCAGAAUAUCUUUGUGAUCCCUUCAAACCAGAAAUCUCAGGCAAUUCGUGUGCACAGGAAAUUUGCUGUGGAGGAAGGAGACCACCUCACCAUGCUCAACGUUUAUGAAGCAUUUAUCAAACACAAUAAGAACUCCCAGUGGUGCCAGGAACAUUUCCUGAAUUACAAGGGGCUUGUCAGAGCUGCAACUGUGCGAGAACAGUUGAAAAAGCUGCUUGUGAAGUUUCAGGUGCCCAAGAAGUCCAGCGAAGGUGAUCCAGAUCCCGUCCUGAGAUGCAUCGUCGCGGGAUUCUUUGCCAACGCAGCGAGGUUUCAUUCUACUGGAGCUUAUAGGACAAUCCGUGAUGAUCAUGAGCUACACAUCCACCCGGCAUCUGUCCUCUACGCAGAGAAGCCGCCACGCUGGGUUAUCUACAAUGAAGUCGUGCAGACCUCCAAGUAUUACAUGAGAGACGUGACGGCCAUAGAAUCUGCCUGGCUGCUGGAGCUGGCUCCACACUUCUACCAACAAGGAACGGUAAGGCGAGCUGUCUGUCCCCCGCUGCCCCAGCCACCACCUCCUGUCGAGAAGUAUUAAUUGUACAGAGAGGUUUUGUUGUGGCAUUUCCAUAUGUGCCCGUGUGCAGCUUAGCAUUCAGCCAGACUUCAGUCCGGACCCCGGGGCUCCCUUACGCUGCUCUGCGAGGUCCCUGUUCUCAGCAGCUCUGCACUCACCCCUUUUUGCUCUUACUUUUCUUUGUUUAGAAUGUGUUGUCCUGUGCCAAGGUUUGGAGACCCAGCUCCCUUGUGUUUGUGUUUUGAAGAUUCAUAGCCUCUGCGAGGUAUUGUUCCGGGGCACCAUGAAGCCCUAGGCUCCGUCUCCAACACUAGAGAAAGAGAAAGAAGAAAGAUCCUGGUGCUGUUUGUUUUCCGGUGCCGAAAUAAGAGUUGUUUUGACUAUUUUGUCCUGAUUCACUGCUGUGUGUAACCUGAGGGAAGGUCUGAACUCUCUUACUCCAUCAGGGCUAUGAUGGAUCGUCCACUGUUUUCUAACCCGAAUCCAAACCGAAUCAAACCAAAAUCUGAGUUCUGCGUUUUAAAAGUGUAAGAUGUAAGCCAGUCCUGGUGGUGUCUUCUAUAGUCUCAGCUGCUGGGAGGUAGAGGCAGGAGGAUCGCUUGAGCUCAGGAGUACAAGGGCAGCCUGGCAAACAUGGCGAGACACUGCUUUUUAAAGAGAUUUCAUGUUGAAUGUGAAUUUCUGGUUUCUCUAGAAAAACAUGUCUUGUUGAAAAAUCUGCCCUGCAAUUCAGGAGACAGAGGCAGGAGGACUAGGUUUUGAGGCUGGCCUGGACAACCCUGUCUCAAAAAGAAAAGUCUAGUACCACUGGCCUGAAUUCCCAGUCUGGUGGCAGUCAGCCACGCUGAGGUGGCUGGUGGCACUUGCCAGGUGCCAGAGGCCUGCUUUACGUGUUUAUUCACCUGCUCAAGUCUUGGAGACAUUUGAGUUCGUGGCCCCAUGAAGGACGGGUCUUCUCACUCCUUCUCUGUGGUCAUGGCAAGGGAUAUUGCCCUUUUCAAGCCACUUACCUUGUCUAACUCACAGCCAACCAGACAAACAGCAGGGGAGCCCUGUGCAGUUCUCCACACAUCUUAGUGUAGAAGUCUCAGCUGGAAAGCAGAUCCCCCGCAGGGGUUGAGGAGAACAGAGUGCUGUUUCUGCUCUGUGGGGCUCAUCAGAAUUAACCUGUGUGGCAGGAAACCUUUUCCUCCAAAACCUCAGCAAGUGGAAAAAGCAGACUUCACGAGUCGCAGAGAAAUGAUGAGAACUACAAACAGAGUGGACUGCAGAUGGCAGUGGACAGAGGCGCCUGUUAGAGUCAUGGAAUUCAAGGAGUUAGAGGAGGCUAGGCUGGGCUCCACUUGCAUUCGUGUAGCCUCUGGAGAACAGAAUUAGCCUAGAAGCUGACUCAUGCUCCCUUCACAGCUCAGAGUGACAGGUUCUUUAGGUCUAACCUGCAAAGCUAAAGGGCAAGUGGCUUCUGAAGUUCUGAGAAAAUGAGCCCCCGUUUUCGCACUUUUCUUUUCUCUUCAAAUUCCUGGCACUUAGCUGUCUCAUCUUACCAGGUAAGAACAUUUUCAGGGAAGCCGAGACCUGAGGACACACCUAGUGUGACGGACUCAUUGUGCAGGUGGCCCGCCCAACCCUGCUGUUGGAAGAGUUGGCCCUUUCUUAACUAAGUAGUUCAAAGACACUUCUGUUCACAUGUCCCAAGAUGGAUUUUCCUGGGCACGAGCCCCGGUCCCCUGGGCUGCCAUGUAUGGUGUCUACUCUUGGUGGAACACAGUAUAGCUCGCCCCACACCCAGCCUGCAGCUCAUCCGCACGGUCCCUGGCACCGCAUGUGACUUUCCAUCGCUGUGUUCAGUGUUGCUCUCACCCUGUAAAGAGGCCUGAAAUGGUUCAGAGUCUGCUUUGUUUAUAUUCAACAUUCCUUCCAGAAAAGAGCACCAAAAAAGGCCGCACAGGCACACUGGCGUCAUCUCCAUCCGCAGGCCUGUGCAGCGUGGUGGGGGUCACAUGAGGUGAAGGGCAGAGCAGAGAGUGCUGGGAGCUUCAGUAAGACGCAGCACGACGGGAAGAA
Perognathus longimembris pacificus (Pacific pocket mouse) is the source of this 4205-nucleotide messenger RNA. It is a transcript of the gene Dhx35, whose product is annotated as DEAH-box helicase 35. Gene Ontology annotation, molecular function: RNA binding. The coding region runs from base 18 to 2162 and encodes 714 amino acids. The transcript is spliced from 22 exons. NCBI's taxonomy places the organism in Eukaryota, Metazoa, Chordata, Mammalia, Rodentia, Heteromyidae. The record is from RefSeq and is a predicted model, not a curated record. Gene Ontology annotation, cellular component: catalytic step 2 spliceosome; intracellular anatomical structure.